Nerophis ophidion (straightnose pipefish) is the source of this 2542-nucleotide messenger RNA. RefSeq names its product terminal nucleotidyltransferase 5A-like. NCBI's taxonomy places the organism in Eukaryota, Metazoa, Chordata, Actinopteri, Syngnathiformes, Syngnathidae. The coding region runs from base 512 to 1741 and encodes 409 amino acids. Gene Ontology annotation, molecular function: RNA binding; poly(A) RNA polymerase activity. Gene Ontology annotation, biological process: mRNA stabilization. The record is from RefSeq and is a predicted model, not a curated record. The transcript is spliced from 2 exons.
ACAGACAGCCCGCCCCCUUUGAGGGCUCUCUUUCUCUAGACGGGAAGCAGGGGCUGCAAAAAAAAAGAAAAAAAGAACUCUCUUCGUUUGCAGCUGUGGAAGUUUCUACGCUAUGACAUCAUACACGCGCUAUCGGCGACACAGAAAGGGCCAAAAUGUGAGUCCUCAACCAGCGUACACCACUUUGUUAAAGUAGGUGUUCCAGAGUGACACUUCGUUCAUCUUUCUUUGGGACAUAUUGGACGCGCCGGUGAGUGUUGCAGACUAAAAGUGGACAAAAGGGGACUUUUGCAGUGGAUGCGGACGCUCCAGCCUGCCCGCAGCGACGCACCGUGACUAAUAAGCGCCACGACCGGGAGCCUCUUGAAUUAAAUGUGUCUGGAGUGCAGACCUUAUGUAAGAAGUAGGACAAUCAUAUUAAGUGUGUGUUCCGCCAUGUGCAGGCAAGUGACGGACGCCAGUGCGUAAAAGUGGCCCGGCGACUCUUUUAGGAAAGUUUAGUAAAGAAAGGAUGGGUGAGAAUGUGGCUUCGGUGGGCGCCGACGGGAAUAGUGUCAACCUGAGCGUGCUCAACUGGGAACAAGUGCAGCGGCUGGACGCCAUCCUCACCGGCUCGAUCCCCAUCCACGGCCGCUGGAGCUUCCCCACGCUGGAGGUGAAGCCGCGCGACAUCGUCAAGGUGGUCCGCAGCCGCAUGGAGGAGAAGAGCAUCCACGUCCGGGAGGUGCGGCUCAACGGCUCGGCGGCCAGCUACGUCCUACACGAGGACAGCGGCCUCGGGUGGAAGGACCUGGACCUCAUCUUCUGCGCCGAACUCAAAGGGGAGACGGAGUUUAGGAUGGUAAAAGACUUGGUUCUGGACUGCCUGCUGGACUUCCUACCUGAGGGGGUGAACAAGGAGAAAAUCACACCCAUGACGUUAAAGGAGGCCUAUGUGCAAAAGAUGGUGAAGGUGUGCAACGACUCGGACCGCUGGAGCCUCAUCUCGCUUUCCAACAAUCGAGGCAAAAACGUGGAGCUCAAGUUUGUGGACUCCCUCCGGCGGCAAUUUGAGUUCAGUGUGGACUCGUUUCAAAUUCGCCUGGACUCACUCCUGCUCUUUUACGAGUGCUCAGAGCAUCCCAUGGCCGCCACUUUUCAUCCCACCAUCCUCGGGGAGAGUGUCUACGGAGACUUCCCUGCCGCCCUGGACCACCUGCGCAAGCGUCUCAUCUGCACCCGGAGCCCUGAGGAGAUCCGGGGCGGGGGCCUGCUAAAGUACUGCCACCUGCUGGUGCGGGGUUUCCGCGCCGCCUCCGACAAGGAGAUGAAAGUGCUUCAGCGGUACAUGUGCUCGCGCUUUUUCAUAGAUUUUCCUGACGUGGGAGAGCAGAAGCGGAAGCUGGAGUCCUAUCUGCAGAACCACUUUGUGGACCUGGAGGACAGGAAGUACGACUAUCUGGCCGUGCUGUACGACGUGGUGCAGGAGAGCACUGUGUGCCUGAUGGGCCACGAGAGGCGCCAGACCUUGGGCCUCAUCUCUUCGCUGGGGCUGCGUGUGCUGGCCGAGCAGAACGCCAUCCCCAUUGCCGCUAAUGUCACCUGCUUCUACCAACCCGCCCCAUACGUCUCCAACUGUAACUUCAGCAACUACUAUGUAGCUCAAGUCCAGCCUUUCUUCUCCUGCCCGCCCUCGCCACCCCAGCAGUACAUUCCUCCCUCCCAGCAUCCAAUGUAUGCCACCUGGCUGCCUUGUAGCUAAACCUCCUCUACUACUAUCUGUGCACACAGUGCGCUCUUGAAGAGGGCCAAUCUUACCGGUCCACCAAAUGAGGGAAGUGAGAGGGUCCGACUUAGGCCAAGCAUGACAGGAAGUGCGAAUGAGGACACGAGGAUCAAGGAGGAGCUAACAAGCUGGGGUCUUGACUGACCCAUCAGUUUUUAGGCUUUACUCACCCAUCAGACUGGACUAUUGUUUUGGUGAUAUCUCGUGGAAUGUGGACAUUUUAUCACAAAUACAAUCCAUAUCCUCUUCGAGGGCAACUAAGAGGACUUCAGGACUGAUGAUGUUAAUGUCGAGUUACUUUCUAUGCGUCACUAAGUGACUUCUUUUAAAAAUGCAAAAAUGAGGAAGUGACAGCUGUUCCUAUAUCCACAAAGGUCUACAUGAGAAACAACAAAACAAUGUGCUUUUUAUGUCUUCAAGUGCCUGGAAACAUUUUGAAAAGAAAAGGGAAAACUAUAUUUUUGUGAUUUUGUAGAAGUCUGUUCUGUUUUCAAGCUGGUAAUGAAUGUAUUGUUUACAUGUGCUGGCUUCCCACACUGAGCGACCAAGUGAUUUUCUUUUCUUGUUGUGGUCGUUGCUGCAAUAUUUAGGUUAAAGUCUUUGCUCUCAAACACGCCGAUUACCAAAGAGGAAGUAUCAACAUAGAAUUAGAACGAGAAGAGAAGCGUAUAAAAUGCUUAUACCAAUAAAUAACAGUUUGCCAGUUUCAUUUCUUAUACGAUGCAGAAUAAGGUGAAGUAGGUCAAAACCCAAUAAAAUAUUUUCGCACACUUGAAA